AGGUACGGCUGGCGCACUCGGCCGGAGCGGCAAACGCUCUCCGCAACAAGUCCUGCAUAAUCCUGCGCGACGCGGCCGGGAGGGUCCCCGUGCGGGACCGAUGCGCUCGACAGGUGGCGCCGUUGCCGGGGAUCUCCGCUGCCUACCGGGAUCCUCAAGAGAACGAACCCAGCAAAAAGGGGUGAAGAUACCAGGCAACGAUGGAAUCGAGCGGGGCCCGGCCGCUACGCCGGAGGACUUCGUCAAGGCACUCGAGAAAAGGGAGUUGGCACGGCUACAAGUGCCAAAGAUUGACAUCUUCCACUUCGAAGGGGAGAGGGUGUCAAAAUGGCUGGAGCUCCUGGAACAGAUUACGGCCGAGGUGCCAGAAGCGGAUAAAUUCAAGUACCUACCUCGAUACAUCUGGUGGGAAAUCCGGCCUGAGAUAAUGAAAGUAGCUGCCGGAGCAGGAGGAGAAGGGGCGAAGUUCAAGGCGGAAACGCAAAGGCGAUUCAAGUUAGGGGAUGGCUUGCUGACAAAGACGGACUUGGAAAUGCUACAACGUGAUGAGUUCUCCACGGUAGGAGCCUUUGCCACGACGUUUGAGAAAAUGGCCAAGAAAGUCCCAGGGUUGGCAGAAGAGGAACAGUGUGCCACUUUCUUGAGGCACUUCAAGAACUGGGAGGUCUCGUCGCUAACUAAGAAGGCUGCGCCAGGAAAGAAGCUCACUUGGGCUGCCAUAAAGGAAGGCGUAAUGGACGGAGAACUGGACCAGGUAGACAUCUUCCAGAUGAGACAGGCUAGGAAGAAAAGGAAGACCUUAGACGCUACGACGAGUGAUGGGCGCGACUUCAAGAAAAUGGUGGAGGAUGCGGUGGCCCAACUCGAUGCAGCGAAGGAGGCAAGGAGAAAAACUAUGGCGGCACCGCAGACCCAAGGUAAAGCAAAGAAAGCGGUGGUGCAGGAGAAAGAAGAAGAGGAAGAGGAAGAGGAGCCGGAGCCGCAAAAGUUGACAAAGGCUCAAAGGAAAGCAAGGAAUUUGGCUCAAGGGGGGCAAGGCUCGGAGAGGGGCCAGAUCCCACAAGCUGUAGCCAUGCCGCCCCCUGAGUCGCCUAGUCAGGCCGCACUAGUACACUAUGGGUCGUGGCCAAGUUGCGGACACCCGAGUCAUUGGCAUGGGCACUGUUCAUACGCCCCGUGGCCGAGGAGCGGGCCGCAUGGGUCGUGUGCCGAACCCUCAGUGAGUGCGGCUUCCUGUGGCUGCCCGGGACCCCAAGUGCAGCAAGUGAGCCGCCCGAACCCUCCGCCAAACCAACCCCAGCAGUCAGCCCCACAAGGUUCGCAAGGCAAUCAAGGGGGUGGACGUGGACAAAACCAAGGAUGGGGCCGAGGGCGGGGGAAUGGUGGCCGAGGAGGAAACGGUAGAGGGAAUGGUGGUGGUAACGCUUCACGUGGCGGAAACGAGGGCUGGACGGCAUCCGGGAGUCAAGGCGGUCAAGAGGGUGGAAGAGGUGCUGGCAGAGGGAGAGUAGACUGGAGAAAUGCCAUUUGCUGGCAUUGUGGGCAGAAAGGCCACACUAUUAAGUUCUACCACGUCAGGAGGAACGACGAGGACGAAGGUUUAAUUAGCACCAACUAUGAUGGAGACAUGUACGACAAGUGGGGGUACCACCUUGACCCGAAGAUUCCAGGCGGUACGAGGAAGGAAGCCCUGCGAAGAGCUGAGGCCGGUGAGCCACCCGCACCUCCAGCCAUGUUUCGGAUAUGGCUGGAGAAAGAGGUCCGUAGUAACGUCAGGGUGGAGGAGGUAGGAGAGAAUGCAGAGGUGGAGCAAGAAAAGAAGGCGGGCACCACUAAGAUAGAACCGAUCAUAGUGGAGUCCGACAAUGAGAUUGAGGAAGAUUGCUGGAACAGGACGGGGAGGGCGCCUCAUGCCGUUAGGACAAGGGCUAAACGGCCAGUGAGUCCCGAAGAACCAGCCAAGGAUGUUCCUGAACCCAGUGGAGAGAAAGAGGUAGUGGACGUUCCAGAAGGAGAGGAUGAUGAGGAUGACAGGUUGAGGAAAGAGGAUGAGAAGGCUGAACAGCGAGCCAAAAAGAGACGUGCCAAGCCGGACACAGACAAGGCACAGGAAGUAAAGAAGAAAAGGUAUGUGGUCCUCGUAGAGGAAGGGUUCGACGUAGAAGAGAUAAUGGACAGGAUUCUCGAAGGUCAUAACCACCUUAUGAACCUGAAGGACGUACUAGCCUCAGCGCCUAGGCUCAGGGAUGAGCUAAGGGCGCGACUAUCCAGGAAGAUGGUAGCCAGCAUACGAUUGGGGACUAUAAUCCCUAAGGAGACUGAGUGGGAGAAGAGAAUUCGAGACCUCGAAGCCAAGUAUGCCCAGCAAGCCCCCACUAGAGUGCUAGAUUGGACAGAGGUCCAAAGGUUCGAAGUCAGGGAACAGCCUGCAGAGGAGGUCUUCAAGAAGGAAAAGGAAGUAGAGAUGGCGGACCAGCUGGAGGGUGAGGAGGUCCCUCUGAUCGACAAGGAAAUGUUGGAGCAGCCAGAAGUGCUAGCGGGAAAAGGUGUAGGAAUCAGAGAGUUUGAGUGGAGGUUACCCGCUGGCCUAACACUGGGGCACGAGCCGGCGGUACUACAGGAGGGACCACCAGCGGAGGUGGUGGGGGUGGACGCAGUUUUGCCUCCAACACAGGGAGAGACUAUGGGACGGCCAGAGGGUCAGGAGAGCGUGGGCCAAACCAUGGUUGGGACUGAGCAGGGAGUGGACCUGAGGGACUGUCAGGAGUCAACCAUGCUUCAGGAGGUGCCAGUUGCUACAGAUUUGCGUGAUGUACUGGGAUCUUGGGCCACUGGGUCAGGGUCAGACGGGCGUAUUGGGGAGCCGGGGAUGCCAGCAGAUGACAGAGCAGCCUGCCCCGCUUCCUCAGGGGUCCCACAGUAGGAGGUUACGAGCAAGAUCUCAACAACCCCGU
This is a messenger RNA of Chara braunii, 2954 nucleotides long. NCBI's taxonomy places the organism in Eukaryota, Viridiplantae, Streptophyta, Charophyceae, Charales, Characeae. The record is from the annotation of a GenBank genome assembly.